Messenger RNA from Aspergillus clavatus NRRL 1, 1323 nucleotides. RefSeq names its product putative glycosyl hydrolase, family 18. Lineage: Eukaryota; Fungi; Ascomycota; Eurotiomycetes; Eurotiales; Aspergillaceae. Bases 1 to 1323 code for a protein of 440 amino acids. The record is from RefSeq and is a predicted model, not a curated record. Gene Ontology annotation, biological process: carbohydrate metabolic process; chitin catabolic process. Gene Ontology annotation, molecular function: chitinase activity; chitin binding. Gene Ontology annotation, cellular component: extracellular region. The transcript has 4 exons.
AUGUUCAAACUCCUGUUUCUCAGCCUUUUGGCUGCCCAGUCCGUGCUGGCGAUGAGAUUCGCCAUGUACAUCGACGAAUAUCACACCGUUGAUCUCCCAGGCAGUGAUCAGACUCAGGGUAUCACCCACGCGAUCAUGGCCUUUGCCAAGUCGACUCUGUUUAACUCUGAUUCUCCCGCCCAAUUCAAGCCCUUCGAACCCGUUGACACCAUGCGGAAGCGCUUCGGACCCGAUACAAAGGUUAUGAUUGCCAUUGGAGGAUGGGGUGACACCGCUGGGUUCUCCGAGGGAGCCAAGGACGAAGCGUCUCGCAGCCGGUAUGCGAAGAACGUUGCGGCGAUGAUUAACAGCCUGGGGUUUGACGGAGUCGACAUUGACUGGGAAUACCCCGGUGGCAACGGCGACGACUACAAGAAGAACCCCAACUCUGGGAAGACCGGCGAGAUUGAGAGCUUCCCGCUCUUCCUGCAGGCGCUCCGCCAGGCCAUCGGCAAGGAUAAGCUCCUCUCCAUCGCGGUCCCCGGUAAACGCGGGGAUAUGAUCGCCUUCACCAAGGAGCAAGGUCCCAAGAUCUGGCCGUCCGUGGAUAUGGUCAACGUGAUGUCGUAUGAUCUGAUGAACCGCCGGGACAACGUGACGAACCACCACACCAGCGUCGCCGGCUCGCUCGAUACCGUCAAGGCGUAUGAGGAGAUCGGACUCGACCCAGCCAAGAUCAAUCUGGGCUUUGCGUACUACGCCAAAUGGUUUACCACCGAUCCCAGAUCGGACUGCAAUGAUCACGCGCUCGGGUGUGCAGUCGCGACCCUGGAGAACCCGGAUGGAACGGACGCGGGCACGUCCGGCGCGCUGACGUUUGAGAAGAGCACCAUGUCGCCGGCGCCGGCGGAUCUGAAGGUGUCUACGGACGGAACCUGCGGCUUUGCCAAGGGCACCAAGUGCCCGGCUGGGUCGUGCUGUAGUCAAUAUGGCAGCUGCGGUACCGGCAAUGACUUCUGCCAGGCAGGAUGCCUUUCCGACUACGGCGAAUGCAAAGGCAUCUCGGUCAUCGACUCCUGGCGCCGUGCGCUCAAGGACGGCAAGACGGACGAGAAGGCCGGCGGGCAGUACUACUGGGACAGCGAGACGCAUCUCUUCUGGACGUGGGACACACCGGCGCUGAUCGAGCGCAAGUUCACGGACAUUGUGGACGCCGAGAAGCUGGGCGGCGUGAUGGCCUGGAGCUUGGGAGAAGAUAGCCUGGACUGGGGACAUCUGAAGGCGAUGCAGAAGGGGGUUGAUGCCAACACCGGGGCUCGCGUCGGGGGGCCUAAGUGCCGUUGA